AUCGUCUCAUGCCCGCGACCUGUCAUCUUCAUCUGUUCUGAAGUCUGAAUCCUCCCACAUUUCUAGAAUCAUCAAUAAGCCCGAGGGCUGGUGAUUGACCGUCAUGUUCUCCCCGGCCGAGUUGAGGACGAGCGCCGAGAAGGCGGUGAUGACUGCGCGGGAACCACGCGAGCAGCUAUCCCAAACCCACGAUGAUGAAUUCACCGGGCCGCCUGUUGCCCUCCUCAGAAGGCAUCGAAACAUAUCAAUUAUUUCAGAUGCCGAGACUGCCGCCUCCAGCAUGCCGCCGCCAGCGCCUGUUGUGACUGGUAAUCGUCGACCGGGCAAGAAGGACUCUGCAAAUGGAUUGGAAAAGCAUCGCGAGCAGCUGGUGAGCCUAUUUUGGAUUCGUGAUCUACCUCUGAAAGAGGUACAGGCGACCAUGAAAAGACAACAUGGCUUGGAUGUUAGCACCAAGGUCUACAAUUCGCAGUUCCGAAAAUGGGGCAUCCGCAAGAAUCUCAAGCGCCACGAGGCCCUGGAGCUGGCCAUAGGACAGCCGGAAGGCCCCUCAUCCAUAUUCUGGCCAGAUAAGAGGGAUUCAGACUACGCAGUCCGCAUCGAUCCUGUGAACCCGCCACGGAGGCUUCGGGGACCGGACACCCUCGAAAAGGUCGAAGCAGCCAGCUACUAUCUUCAUAUGUAUAUCGUGGCGAACCAUGAGCCAGAAACAUGGUUCAGACACUGCCCUUGUUACGGAGAGCAGGGAAGCUUCAGCUCCCUUUUUGUCCGAGGCCUGGAUUGCCUAGCCCGGCACGAGAAUCCGCGGCAGGCUUUCAAAGAUAUAAACCUGGCGUUUGACCAACUGCAGCAGACCAUCACCGGGGCCCAUCCGUUGGCGUACAUGCGGCUGAUCGAUACCAUUGCUGCUUUUAGCCAAUAUACGAACUCUAGAAUCUGCUUAACCGUCUGUCAUAUGCUUUCGGACCACGUACAAAGGCUAUCGAUCAUCGUCCAUGGACCCAACCACCCUCUGAAUCACGUUUGGGGCGAGGCACUGUGCGUCUCAACCGGCGAGACACCGGAAUCUUUUGUGGUUGCAGUCGGCAAAUCAAUGCUUCGAAAAUGUAUGGUGAGACGAGAUAGAUGCCCAUUGGAGGCUUUCGACAUUGCAAAAUGUGUUCCCAGCGACGCAAGGGGCCUAGACGAAGACUCUCUACGCAGAAGUCUCGAAAACACACCUCCGAACUUAGAUCUUUCCAAGGCGCAAGAGACGAGGCUCGCGCUUGCUGAGCUAUUGAUCAGCCAGAACAGUUUGGCUGAGGGUUGUCAUUUCUACAGGGUGGCAAUGGCAUUCCAGGAUGAUGACCCAGUGCGUCGUGCGAGCAAAAGGUUCUGGGCAGCCGAGCUGCAAUGGAGAUCAGGAAGCACAUGGGGUUCAAUUGACACCAUGAAGGCAGCACUCGCGUGUGCCAAAGUCGAGCCCGAGGAUGUGCAGGGUGAUGGAACCACGGAGAUGUUGAGGCAGGAGAUAGAAGGCGUUUUGAACCGGAGGCCUAGCCUGCUUGCGACGAGGGAAAAAGCCAAGCAUGUCCGGGCUGGGCACAAAUGCCCGGCAAUAUUGUUGUAAAGCAAAAAUGGUUGAAAG
Molecule: messenger RNA, 1627 nt
Organism: Diaporthe batatas
Lineage: Eukaryota; Fungi; Ascomycota; Sordariomycetes; Diaporthales; Diaporthaceae
Exons: 3
Coding region: 104-1609 (501 amino acids)
Source: RefSeq, a predicted model, not a curated record